This is a messenger RNA of Dicrocoelium dendriticum, 5154 nucleotides long. NCBI's taxonomy places the organism in Eukaryota, Metazoa, Platyhelminthes, Trematoda, Plagiorchiida, Dicrocoeliidae. The record is from the annotation of a GenBank genome assembly.
GCUCUGUCAACGCACUCGACGCCAUCGACAUUCUCCCUAGCUAGCUCUCUCCGGGUGCCCUAUUUUUAGCAUUAGCUAACGCUCCUCCCGUCCAAUAAACUUUUCCCUAGCUUACUGUUGUGUCUUCUAUCCAUUAUUUUUGGUUGGCCGUCUAGUCGCGUACCGAGUUUAUAGCGCACGAUCUACGCGCUAUAAUUGGUGACCCCGAAAAAAAACUAUUUUUGAUCCGGUUAUUUAUUCUGUCGACCUUUCUACUUUUUCUCUUUACUAUUUGUGUUCACAUUCACACGCUCCGGAAUUAUUUCACCAUGAAGGUCAGCCGCCCAGAUUCUUACGAUCAGGUUUGUGGGUUCCGUUUCCCUCUCCCGCCCUUCCGAGAGACUAACCCUAAGGCCUGGUUUAACCAGCUAGAGUCUAUUUUUUCGUUACAUGGCGUUAACUCUGACAGCGUCAAAUUUCACUGCGUUGUCGCCGCGCUUCCCCCGCAAGUCGUCGAUGACCUCGACGACAUCUUGGAACUUCCGGAACAUCAGAAAAGUUACGAGGAGCUUAAGGCCGUCGUCUUAAAGCGAUUUGGCAUAUCAGACCAUGCUCGCGUCACGCAGCUUCUUAAUGAAACAGAGCUAGGGGAUCGAAAGCCUUCGCAGUUGCUGCACAAGAUGCAAGCUCUAGCUAAGCCUCUCGCUGUUGGCGACUCUUUCCUUAAAGAGAUGUGGCUUCGUUGCCUGCCACGUGACAUGCGCAAUCCCUUGUAUGCAAACGAUGCGCCUCUUCCUCAGCUAGCCGAUAUAGCCGACCGUAUUUGGGAAUCCAACGCCCAAAUAUCUCAGGUUCAGUCUACCUCCAGUACAGAGGUAGCAGAACUAAGAGCGCAAGUAUCCGCAUUAACCAACCGACUAGAGAAGCUAACACAAUCCGGAUCCAACCGCCGAAAUCGUCCCAGUAGUCGCAGUCCUCCUAGAUCACGUUCGAAAUCUCCCCCUAGGUCAAGCUAUUGCUGGUACCACGAGCGAUUUGGUCAUCAGGCCAGAUCGUGUCGCCCACCUUGUUCUUUCAAGCGCAACAUGCAGGGAAACGGGUAGGCCAGCACGUAGGGGCGACGGACGUUGCUGGCUGCCCCAGUCGCCUUUUCUUUGUCACCGAUCGCAGUACGGGAGUACGCUAUCUCGUUGACACCGGCGCAGAAGUCAGCGUUAUCCCACGUGAUUCUAAUGACGUUAUCGAAGAGGCGACCGGUUCUUUGCGCGCUGCAAACGGCACCACCAUUCGCGUGUAUGGUCAACGCUCGCGCACGCUUAAUCUAAACCUACGACGUUCAUUUAAAUGGAUCUUCCUCGUCGCAGAUGUCCAGACGCCAAUUCUUGGCCUUGACUUUCUGCAGCACUUCGAUUUACUUGUUGACGCAAAGCAACGCCGUCUGAUCGACCGUCAAACAAACCUGGCAGUUAUAGGUACUUUGACCGACAUAGAGUCAAUCAGUCCUGUAUACGCCAACCUGUCAAGCUCGCCUAUCGGUCAGAUGCUUAAUACGAAGUUCCCGCAAGUCUUUCGUGCAAUGACACCGUUUUCAUCCGCCACUGAGGCCGCGAAACAUUAUAUCGUCACGAAAGGUCCGCCUGUUUUUGCCAAAGCCAGACGAAUGACCCCUGACAAGUUGAAAAUUGCUCGCGCAGAAUUCGAGCACAUGCUUGAACUAGGCAUCGUUCGCCCGUCUAACAGUCCCUGGGCGUCGCCGCUCCACAUGGUGCCCAAGAAGUCAGGAGACUGGCGUCCAUGUGGUGAUUACCGCGCGCUCAAUAACGUUACUGUUCCCGACCGAUAUCCGAUUCCUCACAUUCAGGACAUCACGGCAAGCCUGCGCGGCACCCGUGUGUUCUCAAAAAUCGAUCUGGUUCGCGCAUAUCACCAGAUUCCAGUCGCUGAGGAAGACAUACCGAAGACUGCCGUAAUCACGCCUUUUGGGCUGUUCGAAUUUUUGCGUAUGCCGUUCGGUCUUCGCAACGCAGCCCAGACUUUUCAACGACUCAUCGAUUCAGUCACUAGAGGUCUAAAUUUCGUCUAUGCAUACAUCGACGAUAUUCUAGUUGCCAGCGCCUCUGAAGAACAGCACGCAGAACAUCUCAAAAUACUUUUCGAUAGGCUGGCCGCUAAUAGCAUCACUGUCAACCCUGACAAAUGCAUAUUUCAGCAGCCUUCCGUCGAAUUCCUUGGCCACCAUAUUGAUCAGUAUGGUAUACGGCCUCUAGACGAUAGAGUCCGCGCCAUCAGAGAUUUUCCGGUUCCGACUACGUUAGCCGCUAUUCGUCGUUUUAACGGCAUGCUCAACUAUUAUCGACGUUUUCUUCCACACUGUGCCAAUUUGCUAAGUCCACUAACCGACCUACUUCGUGGACGUAAAAACGGCCAGGUAGAAUUGACUGCUGCUGCUGCCGAAGCAUUCAAGGCCAGCAAAGAAGCCUUAGCUAAAGCCGUUAUGCUUCAUCACUUCGAUCCGAACGCUCCGCUUAGUGUCGCUGUCGACGCAUCGGACACCGCCAUUGGCGCCGUCCUACAGCAACAUACAAAUGGAGGCUGGAAACCUCUUGCUUUCUACUCUAGACGUCUACAACCUGCCGAAGUUAAGUACAGCACGUUCAGUCGCGAACUGCUGGCCGUUUACUCUACAGUUCGACAUUUCCGACACGUCCUCGAAGGUAACACCUUCAUUAUCUUCACCGAUCACAAGCCGCUUAUCUACGCAUUCCGAAAUCAAUCAGCUCGACACUCACCACGUGAGAUUCGUCAGCUGGAUUUCAUUGCUCAAUUCUCGACUGAUAUCCGACACAUUUCUGGCCAACAAAACGUCGUCGCUGAUGCUCUUUCAAGAGUAUCUGCGAUUGGUCCUGCCGGGCAGGCAAUCGAUUUGUCUGCUAUGGCCGCCGCGCAAUCAAACGACCAAACUUUUUCGAAACUCCGCGAUUCUUCUUUGAAGAUAUCCCCGCACCCUCUGCCGUCAUCUGAUGGUACCAUUUUAUGCGACACAUCUACCGGACGACCUCGACCCGUCGUUCCAGAAACUUUUCGCCGUAUCGUUUUCGACACCCUCCACAAUAUCGCCCACCCAGGCAUUAAAGCUACUGCUAAGCUUGUCUCUGACAGAUACGUUUGGCCGGGGAUGCAACGCGAUCUUACACGUUGGGCACGCAGCUGUCUCACCUGCCAGCAAGCCAAGAUUCAGCGGCACGUGUCCGCUCCGCUUGGUCGCUUUCCGCCCGUUUCAGCGCGAUUUGCCCAUGUCCAUCUCGACAUAGUGGGACCACUGGCCCCGUCCAAAGGAAUGGUCUAUAUUUUGACCAUGAUCGAUCGUUGCACCCGUUGGCCCGAAGCCGUUCCCAUCCCUGACGUUGCUGCGGAAACCGUAACACGCGCUUUUGUCGAGCGCUGGGUCGCUUCACACGGCUGUCCAGCCACAGUGACUACAGACCGCGGUCCGCAAUUCGAAUCGACGACCUUUAACGAUCUCCUUAAACUCAUUGGAUGCCAACGCAUUCGCACGACCGCCUAUCAUCCGCAAGCGAACGGCAUGGUGGAACGUUUCCACCGACAGUUGAAAUCCUCACUUAGCGCCGCCAAUGCGCUGAGUUGGACUGAGGUGCUGCCUAUGGUCCUCCUUGGGAUCCGAUCAGCCCUAAAGGCCGAUCUACGUACGUCUAGCGCUGAGUUAGUAUAUGGACAACCACUGCGUUUACCUGGCGAUUUCUUCUCCGAUAGUCCCAGAAUUCCCCGUUACGACGCGAAUUAUGCACGUCAGCUAGCCACGAGCAUGCGUCACUACAAGCUUCCCGACGUUAGAGAACAACGACGUAAGUCUUUUGUUCCGCAAGACCUACAGCGUUGUCCGUUCGUUUUUCUUCGCCUUGAUGGUCUCCGCAGACCACUGGAGCGACCUUACGAAGGUCCUUUCAAGGUCCUGCAGCGUAAGGACCGCGUUUUUAUCAUCGACCGUCACGGUAAACGUGAAGCCGUUACAAUUGACCGUCUCAAGGUUGCCCACGUGGAACCUGAGCUCAACGAAGACCCUUGCUCGUCUUCUGACGAAUCAACGCAGCCUAUGAUGGAAGACUCGACUGCUUCCAACAUCCCUGACCCCAAGUAUCACGCUCCAUCCAAGCCUUCUACUUCAGCUCCGCCGCUUCCCAUCGAACCAACUGCCACGUCUUCAGCAGUUCCUCCAAUUUUGCGAUCCGAUAGGACGUCUAAGACCACGCCUUCCUCUGAUUCGCACAAGUCGACUAGGUCGGGUAGACGCGUUCAUUGGCCAGCUCGAUUAAGAGAUUAGCGUUCCUUUCACUUUUCUUAUUGCUUUUCUUUUCCCUUUUGGCCAACAACAUACGAACCCCUCCAAAACUUUUGAAAACGACAAAAAAGCCGACAAAAGUUUUUUUGAAAACCCAAAAAGAACGCAAAAUGUUUUGAAAACCCAAAAAAAGAACAAAACGUUUUGAAAACACAAAAAGAGCUGCGUUUUGGCUGACGCCUACCUCAUCCGGUAAGUGUCACUUUUGCUUUUGCCCUCGCCCCCACCGUCACUGCUCUUGUUUCCGUUUAUCUUCCAUGUAUGAACCGGAGGAGAUGCCGAGGCUGAUGCGAACACUUGACCUUCACGAACUCGCGAACAUUUAACGCUUACGAACUUCCCCCAUUUUGUGUUUUUGGCACCGUUAGGGAGGACACGGGUGGGAGCCCGCUAGGGUCCGAUCGCCUGGUUCUCCCCCAGCAGCUGCAUCAGGUUUCACUACCUGGUCUCGCAGAAGGCUGGCCCGCGACGGACAGUCCUCACGUAGAUCGAAGGGUCACCCACGGUUUCCCUUCUAGGAGGGGGGCUGUGUAGCGACCUGGAGAUUCCCCCGUAUGACUGUGUAAACUAUUCUAAAAUACAUUCAAAUUAUAGCUUUCUUAUGUAUUAGGGAACUAGGCGGUUUGCCUGUUGGAACGUUGUUCCCGUUUGUUGAAAACACGAACGCCAUCUCCGCCUUUGGCGCGCGACUCGAUUGCGAACGACGCUCUGUCAACGCACUCGACGCCAUCGACAUUCUCCCUAGCUAGCUCUCUCCGGGUGCCCUAUUUUUAGCAUUAGCUAACGCUCCUCCCGUCCAAUAAACUUUUCCCUAGCUU